Sciurus carolinensis (gray squirrel) is the source of this 570-nucleotide messenger RNA. RefSeq names its product glyceraldehyde-3-phosphate dehydrogenase-like. Lineage: Eukaryota; Metazoa; Chordata; Mammalia; Rodentia; Sciuridae. The transcript is spliced from 3 exons. Gene Ontology annotation, molecular function: oxidoreductase activity, acting on the aldehyde or oxo group of donors, NAD or NADP as acceptor. Bases 1 to 570 code for a protein of 189 amino acids. The record is from RefSeq and is a predicted model, not a curated record.
AUGACGCGGCUCCUUCACCAGAGGGACCCAAACCAGUGGGUGCCACCCAAUCUUGGACUUGAACCUCUAGGAACCAGGAGACAAAAGAAGCAGCCGGUGUCAGGUGUCACCACACCUGGAGAGAAUGCACUGAGCAAGGAAGAGGGAAGCAGUGGGCUCCAGAGAUGUGCCGUGAGGGCUACCCAGAAUAUCAUCCCUGCAUCCACUGGAGUUGCCAAGGCUACGGGCAAGGUCAUCCCUGAACUGAAUGGGAAGUUCACCGGCAUGGCUUUCCGUGUGCCCAACAUGUCCGUUGUGGAUCUGACCUGUCAACUGGAGAAAGCUGCCAAAUACGAUGACAUCAAGAAGGUGGUGAAGCAGGCGUCAGAGGGCCCCCUCGAGGGCAUCCUGGGCCACACAGAGGUCAUCUCCUGCGACUUCAACAGUGAUACCCACUCUUCCACCUUUGAUGCUGGGGCGGGCAUUUCCCUCAACGACCACUUUGUCAAGUUCAUUUCUUGGUAUGACAGUGACUUUGGCUACGACAACAGGAUGGUGGACCUUAUGUUCCACAUGUCCUCCAAGGAGUAG